Messenger RNA from Drosophila ananassae, 2579 nucleotides. RefSeq names its product adhesion G-protein coupled receptor G2. Gene Ontology annotation, biological process: cell surface receptor signaling pathway; G protein-coupled receptor signaling pathway. NCBI's taxonomy places the organism in Eukaryota, Metazoa, Arthropoda, Insecta, Diptera, Drosophilidae. The record is from RefSeq and is a predicted model, not a curated record. The coding region runs from base 14 to 2371 and encodes 785 amino acids. The transcript has 2 exons. Gene Ontology annotation, molecular function: G protein-coupled receptor activity. Gene Ontology annotation, cellular component: membrane.
CGGCUGCUCCGAGAUGCCUCUCCGUUUUCAUCAGUCUUUCCAGAAACUCGAGACCGCGAAGACGUUCGUUUCUCCGGCAAAAAUAUAUUAUAGCAUUUGCGGAAAAUAUGCCGGAGUGAUUGGUGAUGAAAAGGAUUUCAAGGAACCGCGCGUGGAUGUGGGAAAAUGUUCGGAUUUCUGUCACCUAAAAUAUAUUCCGUACUUGCUCUGCAAGGACGAAGACGAUAAGCUCGUAAAGAAUCCCUGGGAAACCUGUCAUAGCGGACAUUGUGAUAAGGAUAAAAUUAAACUUAAAUACGUCACAAAGGACGGGACUAAAAAGCGUGAAAAUUUUGUACCAAAAACACAAGUUGGCGAAUCAGCAUAUUUCAAAUAUCUGUGCUUGGAUCAGAGGGGUCUGCCGCAGAAGUUGAAAUGUGAAUUUCGGGAUGGCGAUCGUAAAUGGGAGGAUGAGGACGAUAUUAGGUGCUAUGAGCCCCAGGAGUUGAGCUCUCAUCUCAACCAACUGGUUUCGGACAAACCGCCGGAUAUGAUACCCCAGCUGAACGAAAUUCUCAAUCAAUCCAACGUAACCCUCAAAGCCGUUGAUAUUUCGAGUAUUGCCGAAAUUAUAAAAAAUUCAUUCGAUAUACCCGAUAAAAAGGCCUCCAUGGCAACACAUCUCAUUGGCAUUAGUUUGAAGGUUAUGGAAACCGAAAAAGAAACCCUUCGCUUGUCCGCCGAACUCAACGCCACAAAUACCCUCCUGAUAAACUUUGAGGAGAAUCUGAAUGCCUUGGCCCCUCAACUUUUAUCCGAGAUUCGGGAAUUGGAUCCCAGUCCAUCCUCCAAUAACGUCAUCAAGUCUGAUAUCUUUUGGGAAGUAGGAGUAAAGGCUCUUAUCAGCAGCAAUCUAAGUGUAUUCUUCGUGAAUCCCGACAUUGCCAAUGUCACUGGCAUUUCCAUGCACUGGAAUAGCUUGGGUAGCCAGUGGAGCUAUAACGUUAUAUAUUCAUCAAACCAGACGGAAAAUAUUAGAAAUCUUGAGAAUCUGGAGACUGCAGCAUUUUUGCCCGAUAAGCUCUGGCGAGAGGUGAAGAGAAAGGGGGCAAAAUAUCUAAUCUUCAAGGUCUACAAACAAGAUGUUCUUUUUGUGGAAACGGAGGAGGAACCCCAAAGGCGACCCACCAGCGUCGUUAUCUCCAUAACCAUAUCUGGAUGGCAGGAACACAAUUUACCCGAGAAGCUGCCUGUUUUCUUACGAAAUGGCAACACAGACCCCCACCUCUCGGAGGGUGGAUGUGGCUAUUGGAACUAUGCAACAUGGCUCAGUGACGGAGUUUCAACAAUUGGCGGUGCCAGCUCGAACUUCUUCGACAAUUCCGUGAUCCUUUGCUUUGCGGAUCAUCUCACCCAGUUCACAUUUCUUUUGGGAGCUGCCGCGUCUAAAACGGAUACGCCACCCAUUCACGACUAUAUUUUGGAUAUUUUAACCAACGUUGGACUGUUCUUGUCCCUCGGCGGGAUCUUCUUUAUUUUCCUCACGGCAAUUGUGUUCAAGAACUUUCGAGGAAUGGCCUCCACGAAGAUACUACUUAAUUUCUGCCUAGCCUUGGCCAUCCAGUUGAUUGUCUUCAUGGUUGUGAGUAAUGUCAAGAUCCUCGACCAAGUUAAGCUCAAGGACCGUUUCAAUAUUGAUGAGUGCCUUUUCAUGGGAGCCCUAAUGCAGUACCUCCUACUGGUGGUCUUCACCUGGAUGCUGAUCAUCGCCUUCCUGCAGUACAAGAGAUACGUCACUGUGUUGGGGGUUUCCCACCCAGAACAUUACAUUCUAAUGUCAGCCAUUUUCGCCUGGACACUGCCGCUGGUGCCCACUCUCUUGGUGGUGUUCCUGGAUCCCCAAUCGUACGUUCCCAAGGAUCCUACCCAGGAGCUUCCCAUCAUUUGCUAUCCCUCUGGGCGGAGUCUGGCCCUGGGUGUGAUUCUUCCCAUUGGACUGAUAACUUUGGCCAACACUCUGAUAGUCGGCUUUAUUUUUUGGAGAGUUUACACAACCCUGAUUCAACGUAAGAUGUUUGUGGUGCAGCUGCGUCUCUUCUCCCUGCAAUUCUUCCUGCUCGGCAUCUCCUGGAUCUUUGGACUGUGUACGGUUCUCGGUUUCGGCAUAGUUUUCUCCUACCUCUUCUGCAUUACGGCUACAAUGCAGGGAUUUAUAUUGUUCCUCUACUUCGUAGCCUUCAACAAGGAUAACCAAAUAGCCUGGAUGCGACUGUGCUGCCUGAGGAGUAGGGCGAGCGGCAAGAGCAGGAGCGAGCAGGACACCUCAGACUUACAAAUGGAUUCCAUGCCUCAUGGAAGUCAAAAUACUUUAUCCUCGGUUUUACGUAAAUAAUUCAAAUAAUUUAGUUAAGUUUACAAGAAGUUUGGAGUUUUCCUAAAGAGGUUAUUGGCAACAAUGAGUAAUUUAAGCUAAAUUCAUUUUUCGCUUAUUAAUUUAAAUUGUUCAUCAAUCUGACUAAAAUUUAAGCUUAAGCCAGUUAUCAAAGACUUAGUAUGUAAUGAAAUAUCUUUAAUAAAAAAAAUUAUUUAUUCAAAUGCAA